Molecule: messenger RNA, 1148 nt
Organism: Betta splendens (Siamese fighting fish)
Lineage: Eukaryota; Metazoa; Chordata; Actinopteri; Anabantiformes; Osphronemidae
Exons: 3
Coding region: 1-954 (317 amino acids)
Source: RefSeq, a predicted model, not a curated record
AUGGCGCGGCUGUCCUACGCCAUCUACAUGUGGGACCAGGACGACCUGGCUCUGCUGGAGAAGGCCAAGCGCGCAGAGGAGGGCAGAGAUUCCUACAUCCGUCUCUCUGCCAAGGAGCUGGCGCGUCACUGCCGCCGCUACACGCGCGGCGCGGCAGAGACGGAGAGGCUGAUCCAGGAGCUCCUGGAUCAGUUCUGGGACCUGCGAAACGAUCUGGGCGUCGUCCUCAUCGAUCAUGAAAGGAUGGAGGCGAUUUGGAGCGUGCAGCGUCGUCACCUGAGCUGCAUCCAGGAUCCCCCGGGAGUGGCGCUCUACACUAAGACGGGGGAGCUGACCAAGGGAGGGAUCCGGCUCCCCGUCUACCGCUGCGCCCGAGGAUCCACUUCACUGGAGUCCUUCCACCUUCACCUGAACGGCUUCAUACCUGGCACGUCAGCCAGUGCCCUGCACUUUCAGGUGUACUUGCUGGAGGGCCUGGUACGAUGGAAUGAAGACCGCGGCAGAGCUUCAGUGGAAGGAGCCCAGAGGCUGGUCCCGCGCUGCUACGAUGCCCUGCUGCAGGAUUACCUAAAGCGGCUGACCCAAGAGUUUAUGGGUAUGACGGUGGUGGAGACAUACACCCAGCCUGGAGAGUACACAGGUGAGCUGAUUGGGGUGGAGUACCUGUUUUCCCAGACGGGUGCCGUGCUGGAGGAUUUGGGCCGGGAUCCAGACGCUCCCGACGGCCUGGAUGAGGCUGACGUGGAGGUUGUGGAUAAUGAUGAGGGGGAGGAGGACGAGGGGUUUGGGGAGCUGCAGGACAUGCAGUUUCUGCAUGACCAGCCUGCUGCUGCUGCUGCUGCUGCUGCUGCUGCUUGUUCAGCUGACACCGACCCCGUCUCACGGGAAGAAUCCGCUGUGGAGACGGGAAUGGAUGUCGCAGAGGGUGACGGCCCUGUAGGUGUAACACAUUAGACAUAACCCAGCAUUUGACUGUGUCUUUUUGGUUACGAUGUGGAUAUUUAGAAACAUCAAGGGUAUCUUCUGAGGACAAAUCCCUUGCCUGGCACUCCCCAUGGAGAUCAUCAUCCUCCUCACCCGCCACAAGCACUGCCAACAUUGCUUUUCCAGAGGCUGCCACCACCGCUGCCACCAACGCCGCCGCUUCA